UCUCUCAAACUUUGAAGCCGGAAGAGCAGACACCUCGUCGAAUAUCAUCAGACUGCUAAAGAAGAGAUUGACUUUGCAUUGGUGGUGAUGGUGGAAGUGUGGUGGUCCCUGUUAGCAGCUAUCCCUGCAGUGGUUGCAGGACAAGCAUUUCGAGUGAAGAAAAGGUGUGCUGAAGAACAGAGAUUAAUGAGUGCUAGGGGGAGGGAGAAGAGUUCUGAUGAGAUCUUUGUCUGUGAAAGGGUAUGUACAUCAAAGAGAAUGCUGAAAAAGGUAGGUGCAUUUUCAAAGGAUCCAAUUCCUGAUAGCUGUGUUACCGUGUGCGGUGUAUCUGAGCUGGAUGCUUGUGCUGAUGCAUGUGCACGCACUGUUUGCGUAAACCAACAUCAAGUACCUAACUGGAAUGACAUCUGCCUUCGGAGAUGCCAGAGUGAAUGUCUUAAACUCUCUUCUUCCAGUUCUUAGUAGCUUCAAUCUAAAAAGGAAAUGUGUAUUACAAGUUGAAUUAUCAUAGCGUCGGUUACUACCAUUUUCUGAGGUUUUAAGCUCAGUUUUAAGCUCACAGAAUGUGACUGACAUUGACUUGGUAUCAGUUUUAAGCUCACAACCGUUGGAUUAAAUUUUUUUCUUUAUUGCUCAAGCUUGUUUGUUGGCUUUUCGAAUUACCUUGUUAUGUCCUUCUCUGUUCAACGUAUAUAGGCGUGUUCUUGAGUUUAAGCUUGCAACUGAUGUAGAUUGAGGUACUCGGCGAAGCUGUCAUGUGUUGCUUGUUAUUAUGCUUGAGUAGCCAUAGUGGACAGCUAAAGCAGGUGUAACUGGAUCUCAGGUACCCCAACCAUUCAGAUGACGGUGAGUGUCGUAUCCCUGAAUUUCUAUUUUUUUUUUCUUUUUAAUUUUCAUACGGUUGAUGGAACCUAUGAAAUUGUUAUUCUGUGGGGAUGUAAUCGGGAUAACUUCUCAAUUGAAGAUAUGAAUAAUAACAUUGUUUCACUUUU
Molecule: messenger RNA, 992 nt
Organism: Malus domestica (apple)
Lineage: Eukaryota; Viridiplantae; Streptophyta; Magnoliopsida; Rosales; Rosaceae
Source: RefSeq, a predicted model, not a curated record